Messenger RNA from Prorocentrum cordatum, 1106 nucleotides. Lineage: Eukaryota; Dinophyceae; Prorocentrales; Prorocentraceae. The record is from the annotation of a GenBank genome assembly.
GUGCGGGCCUUAACUACGUGAACGGAGUCUACCGCCAGGUCGCGGACUUCAACGACGCGGAAAUGUUCAUAAAGGUUGAGGAGAAAAGGGGGUGGCUGUUCAGCCCUAGGGCCCCUAGCCCUGCUGUCCACAUCCGCCUGCAGGGUGAAGCUGCGCCACACGUCUGGGUCAUCACGCUGUCUCCAGAGCCAGGCUCGGGCAGUGACCACUUGUACAAGCGGGAACAGGUGAGAAGCACGCAGGCGACCCCGCCGCUCAUGGGCUGGGUGGCGUGGACGGAUGGGGUGCCGAAAGAUCGUGCGGACGAGCUCGCCAAGGGUUUUCCUGAGCUCGAGUAUUACAAUUUCCCGCCUGGCUCGACAGAGGGUAAGGAACUAGGACCCAUCGAGCGCGGAGGAUCGUCUCCUCGGAGCGCUCCCAGCAUGAACCUCACGGUUUGCAUCAUUGGCGCGACCAACCUUCCUGAUGCUGUCCACGUAGCUUACGAUACUUACUGCGUGUGCGAGGUGCGCGGCAAGACCGACGUCAUCGAAACCCCUCCAGCACAAGGCUCGAACAAUCCAGAGUGGAUGUUCACGUCUCCGCUUGAGAGCUGGGAGCCGAACGAUGACUUACACUUUGCUGUGUAUAUCGAUAGCGGUGUUGCCAUAGGUGAAGCCACGCUGGGGCAUGAUAGAUUGCGCGGAAAAGGUUUUGUCGGAGAGAUUCCUUUGAUGUUGCUCGACAGCAGCGACAAUAACGACCCCGACGCCAAGCUGAGCGACAGUAACAACCCCGACGCCAAGCUGAACAUCUGCAUUACGAUGCCAGGGCAAGCUGCCCCAGACAUAGAGGUCGAGCUCCUGGAGGAGCCGAACGCGACAAUGGGCAUCGACAUUGCUCCUGAGUGGAGCCAGGGCUCCUUUUCCAUAAGGAAGAUCCGGGAAGGAGGGCUCGUCCACAAGUGGAACCAGGCGCACCCCGAUCGGCGCGUCAUGCUCCGCGACAGGGUCGUCGGGGUCAACGGGAAGUCGGGCAGCUGCCACGACCUCCUGUCGUCUCUCACGGGCCGACCACAGAGGACGAGGACGACCAAGCUGUUGAUUCAGCGCAACACGUCGCGCUAG